AUUCUGCAGCCGGAAGCGGAAGUCCCGGUCGAAAAGAUCAGCAGCUGCGGAGAACAGUGGUUGCAGGUGCCGCUCUGGUCCACGUGGGCCGCGGUGUGAGAGCACCGGGUGGGGACAGGCAGUCGCGGCUAGAGGCGCCACUGGUCGGCCGAGCGGGCCUCGGGCCAUCCGGCGAGUUAGAGUAGCGUGGACGCGCGCACUCGCUGGGACAUGGACACUCCCCCGCUGUCAGGUUCGGACUCGGAUUCUGAUGAUUCUCUGGUCACAGACCGAGAGUUGCAGGAUGCGUUUUCCCGGGGACUCCUGAAGCCAGGCCUCAAUGUCGUGCUGGAGGGGCCGAAGAAGGCUGUGAACGACGUGAGUGGCCUGAAGCAGUGUUUGGCUGAAUUCAAGCGGGAUCUGGAGUGGGUUGAAAGGCUUGAUGUGACCCUGGGUCCCGUGCCGGAAGUCAGUGGACCUCUGUCAACACCUCAGAAUAAGGAUCAGAAAGCUGUUGAUCCAGAAGAUGACUUCCAGCGGGAGAUGAGCUUCUACCGGCAGGCCCAGGCUGCAGUGUUGGCAGUAUUACCCCGCCUCCAUCAGCUCAAAGUCCCUACGAAGAGGCCCACUGACUAUUUUGCAGAGAUGGCCAAGUCUGAUCAACAGAUGCAGAAGAUUCGACAGAAGCUGCAGGCUAAACAGGCGGCCAUGGAGAAGUCUGAAAAGGCGAAGCAACUGCGGGCGCUUAGGAAAUACGGGAAGAAGGUGCAAACAGAGGUUCUUCAGAAGAGGCAGCGAGAGAAAACACAUAUGAUGAAUGCCAUUAAGAAAUAUCAGAAAGGCUUUUCUGAUAAACUGGAUUUCCUUGAGGGGGAUCAGAAGCCUGUUGCACGGAGAACGAAGGAAGGAGCAAAAGGCCAGCAGAUGAAGAAGGGGCCCAACGCUAAGCGGCGGUAUAAAAACCAGAAGUUUGGUUUUGGUGGAAAGAAGAAAGGCUCCAAGUGGAACACUCGUGAGAGCUAUGAUGAUGUAUCCAGCUUCCGGGCCAAGACAGCUCAUGGCAAGGGCCUCAAGAGACCUGGGAAGAAAGGAUCAAAUAAGAGGCCUGGGAAACGGACAAGAGAGAAAAUGAAGAGCAGAGCACACUAAACAGCAUCUUCAUACACAAAGAACCAAGAAAAGGGGUUGCAGGCUUGGGGUUUCACUAGACAGUUGUAUUUCUUCUGUUGGGAUAUUUUUGUAAAAAGUUUUUCCAAUAAACUAAACAAUUUUCAAAGAAA
Molecule: messenger RNA, 1259 nt
Organism: Neogale vison (American mink)
Lineage: Eukaryota; Metazoa; Chordata; Mammalia; Carnivora; Mustelidae
Gene: EBNA1BP2
Product: EBNA1 binding protein 2
Exons: 9
Coding region: 211-1128 (305 amino acids)
Biological process (GO): ribosomal large subunit biogenesis; rRNA processing
Cellular component (GO): nucleolus; nuclear periphery; preribosome, large subunit precursor
Source: RefSeq, a predicted model, not a curated record